AUGUUCAAUUACAUUGUGUGUGCCAUUGAGGAAUUCAAAGACAUUUCUACAUUGAGUCUUGAAGAAUUGCAGGGAACUUUAGAAGCAAGAGAGUUAAGAAUGGAGGAAAAGAACAUAAUGAAAUCUGGCGAUCAGGCCCUGACAGCACAAGUGUACAAGAAGAGAGAUAAGAAAAAUAAGUGGAAGAAGAAUAAAUUCAAAAUAUCUGAGGACAAGUAUGAGUCUUCAUCAAAGGGAGGAAGUGCAAAUGGCAAACCCAAAGGAAAAUCAAAGAACUUUGAUAAGAAGAAGGUUCAAUAUUACAAUUGUGAUAAAUUUAGACAUUUUGUUGAUGAAUAUUGGUGUGGUAAAGGAAAGAAGAAGAAGAAAGAUGAGGAUGAGGCAUGUGCGGCUCAAGAAGAUGAUUCAGACUCAAACACAGUUUUGUUGAUGGCUACCACAAAUGAAGAACGUUUUUCUUUAGACUCAGGAACAGUCUUAUUGAUGGCUAGCACAAAUGAAGAACAUUUUUCUUCUCAAUUAUGGUUUCUUGACGCUGGAUGUUCAAAUCACAUGACAAGUCACAAAGAACCGUUGAUGGAUAUUGAUACAUCAAGAAGGAGCAAGAUCAGGUUUGCUGAUGAUAGAACGUUGGAAGUUGAAGGAGCUGGAAACAUGGUGAUCAGGAGAAGAAAUGGCAAAACAAUGGUGAUUGAAAAUGUGUUGUAUGUUCCAAGAAUGAAAAGCAAUUUGUUGAGCAUAGGGCAACUGAUUCAGAAAGGAUAUCAGGUGAUUAUGAAGGAUGAUACCUUAAAGAUGUAUGAUGGAGAAAAGAAUAUGAUACUAAAGGCUCAUCUCUCAAAGAACAUAACAUUUGUCAUCAACAUACAAGCUACAGAUAUCCAAUGUUUGAAGGCAGUAAGCUUAGGUGAUGAGGACUAG
Messenger RNA from Cicer arietinum (chickpea), 921 nucleotides. RefSeq lists its product as uncharacterized. The record is from RefSeq and is a predicted model, not a curated record. Lineage: Eukaryota; Viridiplantae; Streptophyta; Magnoliopsida; Fabales; Fabaceae.